AUGGGCACCUGCACCAGCAAGGGCCACGCCGUUGUGCCAGUUUCUCUUCACAGGUUCAAGCCCGUAGGACGGCACAUGAGCCCUGAGUUGUCCUGCAGGAAGGAAUGCCCGAUGUGGUUGGUGCAUGUCUCCGAUGUCUUGAAGAUGUCAGGAGCUCCUUUGCCUCACGAGGAGCUGCGCAACUCUGGGCUGCUGAGACAGCACGAACCGCACCUCUUCACCAUUUUCGUCUCUCACCAAUGGUUAGGCCGCUCUCAUCCUGACGAAGAGGGUCUUCAGCUCACGGUGCUUCGCAGCUUGCUGCAGCGCCUCAUCGACGGCCGACAGGCUCUGCAGGAGGAGAGUCCAAGGAAGCUUACAGCGACGGAGCGCUCGCAACUGAAAGAUGCUUAUAUUUGGAUGGACUGGUUUUCAAUUCCACAGGAUGUGGCAAAAGACUCGGGCUCAUUCCAUGCAGCUGUGGCAUCCAUUCCGUAUUACGUGGAGUCCUGCAAUUUGUUCGUGGCUUUGGUGCCCCCAUUGCAGCACAGCUCUGGGCAGCCGUGCAAUUACGGCUCGUACUUGCAAAGGGGCUGGUGUCUGGCAGAAAUGUGGUGUCGGCAGCUGGGUUGUAAGGCGGACAUGCCCAUCGUUGUUGCGUUCAACUGGGACCAUGCAGAGUUCAUUAUGCCAAGGGACUGGGUGCGGCAGUUACCACUCGAGGGUGAGUGGUCGGAUCCAUCAGACAAGGCUAGGGUCAGAGAUUUCCUGCUGAUGUCCUUGGAAGCCAAGAUUCAAGUCUUGGAGAACUCCAACGAGACAGAUCUUUGUCGCUAUUUGAAGGCACGGAUCCAAGAGUUCUUGGGCCUUGCCAGUCCCAGACGCUCGGUCGGAUCCUUCCUCGCUCAUUUCGGUUUUCAGUCGGAAGAGGAGGCCAUUCGGCAGCGAAAAGGUAUGGGCCCAGUCGCUUGUGCGGUGUUAAGUUGUGAUAUGGAUGCGCUACGCCACUUUGCGGGUGCCGGUGCCCCAUUCACCACCCGAUUGCCACUGAUGUAUGAGGUGGAUCAGAUGGCUGGCUACACGCCCCUUCACCUUGCUGUGCUGGUUGGGCGCCGGACUCUGCUGCCGUUGGAAGAGCUACUCCGCCUACGUGCAGACCCCAAUACCAAGGACUCCAUGGGGGCACCGGUGCUGGGCACUUGUCGCUCCGUCGGGGCGGUGGAGCUUUUGCUACAACACCGAGCUGAUGUCAACCUCUGCGGCUUACCCACCAAGGCGACUCCGCUGACGAGAGCUUGUGCCGGUCUAGCUCCCAAAUAUGUGCUGGGAAAGCUUAUCGACUCCAAGGCAGCCGUCAAUGGCUACAGCGCUGGUCUUACGACAACUCCUUUGGCCAACUUGGUGAGCUUCAGCAAGGACACCCAAGAGGAUCAGGAGCUCGUUUCGUUCCUACUGCAGAAGAACGCGGAUCCGAACUUUGUCCACGGCAUCAAAGGCACUUGGAGGUUGCUGGAGCUGGGCUGUCGUGCGAUGCAGCUCAUGGGUAGGGAGCAGACGAUGCUACGGUACUUUGGCGAUGGAAGCACGACUCCUCUGGGCUAUGCUGCUAUAGCCGGGAAUCCAAAGCUGGUGUCCUGCCUUCUGGCUGCCAGAGCAGACCCCAAUCUGCGCAAUCGCCGGGGAAAUACGCCCGUGCAGCUUGCCCUCACGGCCAACGUGCAGAGCAUAUUUCGACAGACAUGUGGGAGUUUCGGUCCUGCAACUGCCUGCAGCUUGCUUGACAUGCCUGAUUUCAACGAGGAUGACCCCAUAGUCGAAGUUUCCUUUUAG
Symbiodinium necroappetens is the source of this 1809-nucleotide messenger RNA. The record is from the annotation of a GenBank genome assembly. NCBI's taxonomy places the organism in Eukaryota, Dinophyceae, Suessiales, Symbiodiniaceae.